This is a messenger RNA of Pipra filicauda (Wire-tailed manakin), 2321 nucleotides long. Its product is annotated as TBC1 domain family member 7. Bases 379 to 1260 code for a protein of 293 amino acids. The record is from RefSeq and is a predicted model, not a curated record. Lineage: Eukaryota; Metazoa; Chordata; Aves; Passeriformes; Pipridae. Gene Ontology annotation, biological process: activation of GTPase activity; negative regulation of TOR signaling. The transcript has 9 exons. Gene Ontology annotation, molecular function: GTPase activator activity.
AAGUGGGGGGGACAUUGAUCCCGUGCCCAAGUGUGCCCGUACUUUCCUUUGGGAAUGUGUCGGAGGCCGGGAGUCUAGCCCCGAGGGAUUCCACUACAUUGUCCUGGUUACAGGGGCUGGAACCAGUUUAUCACUAUGUGGGUAUAACCAAAACUGUGCAUUUUGCACCCUCUAUGUCAUUUCUGAUGGACUGUUAAUAAAUGGAUUGUUUGCAGCAGCUGCCCAGGGGCACACCUGACACCUCAGGUAACAACAUGAACAUUUAAUUCAUAUGUGCAAUGUAAGAAGAAACCUACAUCCCUAGCUUUAUUCUUUCCUGUGCCACUGAGGCCAAAAUUGGCUCGUCCUUGCUUCUCACUACCUCAUCUGGAAUCAGUCAUGGCUGACGACUCUCAGAGGAAUUUUCGCUCAGUGUAUUAUGAAAAAGUGGGGUUUCGUGGAGUUGAAGAAAAGAAGUCACUGGAAAUUCUGUUAAAAGAUGACCGUUUGGAUAUUGAGAAGCUUUGCACAUUUAGUCAAAGGUUUCCACUCCCAUCCAUGUAUCGUAUACUGGUGUGGAAAGUGCUUCUAGGAAUUAUUCCUCCUCACCAUGAAUCUCAUGCUUUGGUGAUGAAGUGCCGAAAGGAGCAGUACUGGGAUAUACACCAUGCUCUUCGUGUAAUUCGCUUUAUUAAUGAUUCUACCCCACAGGUGGAUGUUUUCCUGCGCAUCCAUCAACUGGAAUCAGGAAAAUUGCCUCGAAACUUGGCUUUUGCAUUGGAACCUGAAGAUGAAGUGUUUCUUGUUAUUGCUAAAGCAAUGGAGGAAAUGGUGGAGGAUCCUGUAGAAUGCUAUUGGCUUGUCAGUUGCUUUGUGAAUCAGCUGAACAGCAAGCACAAAGAUUCCUUGCAACAACUGCCAAAAGUUCUGGAGCAGUAUUUGAACAUUGAAGAUAACAGACUCCUGAUGCAUCUGAAAGCAUGUGCUGCAAUGAGCAAGCUCCCUUAUGAUCUUUGGUUUAAAAAGUGUUUUGCAGGAUGUUUACCUGAGUCCAGUUUACAGAGGGUUUGGGACAAAGUUAUUAGUGGGUCCUGCAAGAUUCUCGUUUUUGUUGCUUUGGAGAUAUUAUUAACCUUUAAAAUGAAGAUAAUAGCGCUAAAUACUGCAGAAAAGAUCACACAGUUUUUGGAAAAUAUUCCUCAAGACAACACUGAUGCCAUUGUCAGCAAAGCUGUUGAUCUGUGGCGCACACACUGUGGGACUCCAGCACACUCAGUCUGAGAACUCUCUUCGCUUGUGACAGCUUGGGGAAAAAAAAGACAUUUGAAAAGAUAUUAUACCACUCUUGCCCCAUCCUAGUGUGAUGUUCUUCAUUAACCUAUGUAAAAAUGCUAUUAAAACAUUGUGACCAAUUGGCAGAGACUGAAAAGGUUAAUGAUUUGCGCAUUCUAGAAUCUCCAGGGGACUUUUGCAGGCUGGGAAGAGGCGGCUGCUCACCCAGCAGGGCCCAUCCCCUGACCAGUGCUGCUGAGGGGUCGAGUCCUGAAAAGGCAGGAAGUGCCAUAUUUGCCAUGCCCUUCUCAUGAACUCUGCAUGUCUGGCCUGGGCUGUCAGAGAUGUUGGAGGCUUGUGGCACGCCCGUCAAAGCCCAUCCCUGCACCAGUCCUGAAAGGCGGGAAAAACCCUUUUACCAUGCCCCUCACAGGAGCUCUGCGCAUGCCCAGGAGACGUUGGAGGCUCGUUGGAGGCUCGUUGGAGGCUCGUUGGAGGCUCGUUGGAGGCUCGUUGGAGGCUCGUGGCACGGCCCAUGACACUAUUCUGUGGUAAAACUCCCCGCCUUUGGGAGGUACAAGGUGUUCUGGAAGUAUAUAAUAACUCAUAACUUCUUUGAGUGUGUGGGCCUUCCUCCCCCACCCCAAUGGAUCAAGACCACCACUUCAACUAAUAGACGUGGAAGCUGCAACUACCAAGUUUCAUCGCUGGACACUGUGUGCAUUGACUAUAUAUAUCUUUCCACCUUUAUCCUUUCUUUCCCCUUCUCUCCCUUUCUCUCCCUUAUGCAUUUCCUUAAGUGUUAUCCUAAUGAUUGCUGUAUUGCUAUAGAUGAUAGAUAUAGAUGGUAACACCCAAAAUGGCACCAUACCUGUUUACCUUUGAAACAAAUUAUUCUAAAAUAAACCCUACAUAUAUAUGUUUUCAAACACCAAUUAUUCAGUGUCAUUUUCACUCUAAUCCACCUCAAGGGAUUUAUUAAUAAGAACCUGGGUAACCCACCCCUCCUUUCCGGGGUGGGUCACAACACCAAUAUGUAAAUAUUUUUCAAUAAAUACUGGUGGAAUGAA